CUUUACAUAGGAAGAACACGACUUGCUCCUCUUGCAGUUGAAUGGAAAUAAAAGAGAUUCUGUGACCUUGGAAGAUGAAGAUGUUGUUGCCAUGGGAACUCUUAAUCCUGCUGUCACUCAAGAGCUGCCUAGCAGAGAGAAUUAUUCGACAUGGCCCAGUGUUCACCCAAGAGCCCAGUGACAGUGUUUUCCCGUUAAGCGCAGAGGACAACAAGAUAUUCAUUAACUGCAAAGCCAAGGGAAGUCCAGCACCACAUUAUAAGUGGAAAUUCAACAGGAAAGAUCUUGAUAUUGGCAUGGACUUCAACUACAGCCUUGUUGAGGGAAACCUUUUGAUCAAUGACCCUCAGGCAACUAAGCAUGGCGGUGUUUACCAGUGUAUCGCCACUAAUGCAUUUGGAACCAUCCUGAGCCGAGAGGCUAAAGUGGAAUUUGCAUACCUGCAGAAUUUCAGCAGCAAGGGCAGAAGUCCAGUAUUAGUGAGAGAAGGACAGGCUGUUGUGCUCCUGUGCGGUCCGCCGCCCCACUUCGGAGAAAUCAGAUACUCCUGGAUAUUUAAUGGCCGCCCCAGCAUUGUUGUUGGGGACAACCGACGAUUUGUGUCCCAGAGGACUGGAAACUUGUAUAUUGCAAAAGUUGAGACGUCAGACGUGGGCAACUACACGUGUGUGGUAAGGAAUGUGAUGACCAAUACGACCGUCUACAGUUCCCCAACUCCAGUGGUGCUACGUCGGGACGCUGUGAUGGGGGAGUAUGAGCCAAAGAUUGAAGUCCAGUUUGAAAAAAUGCUCCAUGUUGCCAAAGGAUCAUCAGUUCGAUUGGAGUGUUUCGCUUUAGGAAAUCCAGUGCCUUCUAUUUCCUGGAAGAGAGCGGACGGAAGCCCCUUCCCAGGAAAAAUGAAGAUAAAUCACUCGAAUGGUGUCCUAGAGAUCCCAUAUUUCCGUCCAGAGGAUUCUGGACUUUAUGAAUGCGUGGCCGAAAACUCCAAAGGACGUAGUAUUGCAAAAGGACGUCUUGUAUUUCAAAAUGUGGAACACCUGCAGUGGUCGCAGACUCUGUAUGACGCAAACAUGGCUAUUGAGUCUGAUCUUCACUGGGAGUGCAAGGCUAAUGGAAAACCUCAACCUGUUUACCGAUGGCUCAAGAAUGGACAGCCUUUGGUCUCUCAGGACAGAAUUCGUGUUGAUGGUGGCGGGUUAACCAUCUCCAACAUAAACCUGAUGGAUUCUGGGAUGUAUCAGUGUUUGGCAGAGAAUGAUAACGGAGUCAUAUAUGCAAGUGCUGAGCUCAAAGUUGUGGCCUCUCCUCCAGACUUCUCAAUAAAAACAGUGAAGAAGACCACACUGAUCCAGAGAGGCGGGGAAGCUAUCAUCGAAUGCCGGCCGCACGCAUCCCCCAGAGCUUCGUACUCUUGGAGGAGAGGCAACGAGUUCCUGAAAGACAGCAAGAGGCGGACCAUCUCAGAGGACGGUACUCUCAGGAUCGCCAAUGUAACCAAAUCCGACGCAGGGAGGUACACUUGUGUCGCCAGAAACCCCUUCGGUACAUCCAGCAGUUCUGGGACUUUAGUGGUCAAAGAACCAACCAAGAUUACAGUCCCUCCUUUGAGUAUGGAUGCCACAGUGGGGGAGAGCAUUGUCUUGCCGUGUGAAGUAUCUAAAGACUCCACUCUACACCCCAUCUUCAAGUGGUUCUUCAACGGCAAGCUCAUUGAUUUCACUCGACACGAUCACUUUGGGAUGAUUGGAGGGGGCUCUUCUGGGGAUCUUAUGAUCAGGAAUGUGCAGCUGAAGCACUCUGGGAAGUACGUCUGUAUGGUGCAUACAGCAGUGGACAGUGUGUCUGCGGCUGCAGACUUAAUUGUCAGAGGGCCCCCUGGUGCUCCGGUGGAUGUGUUGGUGGGGGACGUCACAGACAGGACUGCUCAGCUCUCGUGGGGCCCCGGACCUGACAACCACAGUCCUGUUACCCUCUACAUCGUGCAAGCCAGGACCCCUUUCUCUAUCGGCUGGCAGGCAGUCAAAACUGUUCCUGAUUCUGUGCCUGGACAGAUGAUUCAUGCGACGGCGGUGAAUCUAAAUCCGUGGGUAGAUUAUGAAUUUAGAGCUGUGGCUAUCAACAACGUGGGGGUGGGGGAAGCCAGCAUGCCAUCCGAACCCGUUCGCACCAAAGCUGCAGAUCCUGAAGUCGCCCCAGCUAACGUGAGUGGAGGUGGAGGAAGCCGAGGCGAACUGGUGAUUGUUUGGGAGCCUGUGCCAGAGGAGCUACAAAAUGGAGAAAAGUUUGGCUACGUGGUGGCAUUUCGUCCACUUGGCACCACAACAUGGAAACAAAGCGUGUUGGCCUCAGCAGAUGCAUCACGAUACAUUUAUAAAAAUGAUACCUUUCCACCACUCACUCAGUUUGAAGUAAAAGUCGGCGUCUACAACGAGAUCGGAGAGGGACCGUUUAGCCCCGUGGUCAUUGUAUAUUCAGCAGAUGAAGAACCCUCAGUAGCUCCUCCCAGAGUCUGGGCCCGCACUCUGUCCGCGUCUGAGAUUGAGGUAUUCUGGAAACCUGUUCACCAAAGUGGCAGCAAAGGACAGAUAACAGGCUACGAGGUGCAGUGGUUGGAGGAUGGGUCACCUGAAAGCGAUGCAGAGAGAGUAAGGGUCACGGAAAAUCUGAUAUCAGUCAGAGCACACAACAGCGCAGGCACCGGUCCCUCCAGCGUACCCAUCAGCAUCACCACCAAGAAGCCACCUCCAAGUCAACCCCCAGGGAAUAUUGAGUGGAACCUGACAAACUCAAAGGUCUUUCUGAACUGGGAACAUGUGAAGGCGAUGGACAAUGAAUCAGAAGUAACCGGCUACAAGGUUGUGUAUCGUCAAAACUGGCACAGAGGAAGCAGCGAAGUCGAGACCAACAGGACGUCCGUGGAGCUUCAGUUGCCAUCAGAAGAGGACCUGCUCGUUCAGAUCAAAGCCCUGAGUGACGGAGGAGACGGCAGCAGCAGCAGCCCUAUCCGUAUUCCAAAGAUGUCAAGCCUGAACUCAAGAGGAUACUUCAGUUCAGAUGCAAGCAAGAUGGCCCAUGUUCAUGGAGUAGUGUUUCUGAUCUUGUCAUGGUUGUUUUCAUAGAACUUUGUCUUUAUUUAAAGGUGAAGUGUGUCAUUUCCGUGCCACUGACGUCACCAAUAUGGUUUCCCAAACAGAAAUCAAGCUAAAAAUGGCUUACUUAGAAUUGUUGCAUAUAUACACUCUUCAGCUUUAAUACUUUAAAAAAAUCGGAUUGGGUGGA
Molecule: messenger RNA, 3279 nt
Organism: Sinocyclocheilus anshuiensis
Lineage: Eukaryota; Metazoa; Chordata; Actinopteri; Cypriniformes; Cyprinidae
Product: contactin-4-like
Exons: 23
Coding region: 75-3119 (1014 amino acids)
Biological process (GO): brain development; axon guidance; cell-cell adhesion
Cellular component (GO): plasma membrane; axon
Molecular function (GO): cell-cell adhesion mediator activity
Source: RefSeq, a predicted model, not a curated record